AUGCCUGACGGAGUUCGGGUGCUGACGCUGGCAUUGAUGCUCCUGGCCGCCGGGAAAGCUCAGGAGUGCUCUCCUGGGAGACACCAGUUUCUUCAGAGCCCUUACAGAAGUGUCCAUUUUGACUCCCUGCGCCUCCAGCAGUUAGCCAUUCAAGACCUGAUAUGUGACCACUCCCUUCCUCCCGGAUGGUAUCGAUUUCUCCUCUUUGCCAGACCUGCUAAGAUGCCAACCAAAUGUGUUGAGAUGAACCACUGUGCAACACAGGCCCCCAUGUGCCUGUCUCUGAAUGAUUCAGAAACACUACCUCCACCUGGGGAGAUCAAGCAAUUGACAGCUUGUGCCACAUGGCAGUUUUUGUUUAGCACUACAAAAGACUGCUGUCUUUUUCAAAUCCCAGUGUCCGUAAGAAACUGUGGAAAGUUUUUUGUGUACUUACUACAACCCACUCAGGGAUGUAUGGGAUGUUGUGCAGAAGGUCAGCUGUCUGCCUCAUUGCCACCACCACCUCCAGGAAGGCCAGAGGUUGUGGUGCAGCUGAUUGAGUCCAGGCUUUUCUGUAGGUGUGCUUUUGAUGUUUCCCCUACAAACAACUCAGUGGGAUUUCUCAUAGCUUGGUCUAGGCUUUCUUCUCUAGAAAUCAAAGAGGAGCUGAAACAAGAGACCACAGUUCAACCAUUCUCUCUUUUAGAACUGGAUGGCAUAAAUCUCAGACUUGGAGACAGGAUAUUUUGUAGUGCUUCCAUCUUUUUCUUGGAGAAACCACAUGUACAAAGUUUAGCCAUCAAAAGCUGAGAAUUUUUUGCAGGCAUUAAGUUACAACCUGAACUGAACACUGUAUCAGAAGAUGGGAAAGAAUACCAGUUGAGGAUAGAGAGCACAAUUCCUAUCGUUUGUCCUGAAUUCAGUGAGCUUGAUCAGGAGUGCAAAAUCUCAUUAAAACUGACAACUGUUGAUCAAGGUAAAGAACAGCUAGGCUUAAAUUUGUCACUAUCUUCCUGUCACAUGGACCUUCACCAGACAUCAUCCUGUGCUAACGGAACCUGCAGCAAUGCUUUUGUGUACUACACUGCUGUAACAGAUUUUUCUCAAGAUGGAAAUAGAGUCACGAAUAUUGUAGUAGAACCUGUAGUUAAUGAGGAUUUCCUAUGGAACAGCUACAUUCCAGACAGCAUCCAGAUCAGAGUAAAGGAUGUCCUGACUGCUUACUGCUAUUCAUUUACUGACCCACUUAUAAUUACCUUUGAUGGCAGAUAAUUUCCUGUAAGUUUUUUCCUUUGGAUGUAUGAUAACUUCAAGACUGGAACAUUCGUGCUUUAUAAGAGUAUGUCGCGUGAUUUUGAAGUCCAUGUAUGUCAGUGGGACUGUGGAAGCCUCCACUAUCCUGUGUCAUGUAACUGCGGCUUUGUUGCCAAAGAAGAAGGUGAUGUAGUUACUUUAGAUAUGUGCGGUGGUCAGCUACAUGAAUCACAGCCAUAUUUAUUUGUAAAGAGCCAAGAUGUAACUAGCAAUAUCAAGAUAAGUGAAUCUUACUUAGGAAGAAAAGUCACGAUCUGGUUUUCUUCUGGAGCAUUUAUCCGUGCUGACCUUAGGGAGUGGGGCAUGAGUUUAACAAUCAGAGCCCCUAGUUUAGAUUACAGAAACACUAUGGGACUUUGUGGCACCUUUGAUGAAAACCCAGAAAAUGAUUUCCAUCACAAAAAUGGGAUCAAAAUUGAUCAAACUUUUAAUAAUUGUGUUGCUUUUAUUAAUGAAUGGAGGAUUUUACCAGGAAAAAGCAUGUUUGACACAAUGCCAGUUUCUCUGCCAUCACCUAGAAAACAAUCCUAUUGUAGCUGCUCAUUGGACACUACUUCAUUGUAUCCAUCUUCUAAUCAUCUGGAAAGUGUUUCUCAAUCAGAGAUUGUUUCAGCUUGCAAAGACCCCAAACAUGUCAAAUUUGCUUCCUUGAUACCAGAGCUAGAUGUCACCUCUGAAUAUAUUAAUUCAGAAGCUCCUGUCAGAGGAAUAAACAAGCAUACAUCUCGAGAAAAGAAUAAUUUGUAUUUCUUUCCUCAAGAAAAAAAGCAUGUGAAUCUAACCAAUCUGGACUUAAAUUUGCAAAAACAUCCCGGGAAUGAAAAACAAGAUGCAUCAAAAACUUUGGACAAGGGGAGACAUACACAGGACCAGGGUAAUCACAGCCAAGAAACAAGGUGGGAUCGACAAAACAGAUGGAAACAGCAAAACUUCAGUGAGUUUCUUCCUGUGUUUGCUUUUCAAAGUCUCAGCCAAAGUGACCUAGAAGAGUUUACUUACUUUUUCCCUGAGGACCAUACUGAGGAUGUCCACCAAGAGUUUGUCCCCACGUGGCCCACACCAUCUGGCCACACCGAAUACAGCACAUUGGCACUAUGUCAGCACGCUCUUGCCAACUCCAGCAUGGGAAUGCACUGUCUUGCCUUUCUUGGCAAGAGACUAGACAGUGUGAUAGAGAUGUGUGUUAAGGAUGUUCUCCUAAAAGAUGAUCUUAGCUGGGCAGAAGCAGGUGUGGCCCUUUUAGAAAAUGAAUGUGAAAAGAGGAUUUUGGAAGAGGGGAAAUAUAACAGAGAAGAAUACAGCAAGUCAAUUAAAGACAUUCUCUUGUCAUUAAAAUGCCCCAAUUUAUGCAGUGGCCAUGGGCAGUGUACGGAAUGGGAGUGUGCAUGCUCCCCAGGCUUUAGUUCCUAUGAUUGCAGUGAUUCACACGACAAGGUUCCUGAAAUUAUAGAACUUGAGAAUGCUGGGUUGUGUAAUAUUCAAAAAUAUAACUGUAUGAUGGUGAGAGUUUUUGGUCAAGGCUUCAAAGAAUCACCUUCAAUUAAAUGUGAAGUUACUAAACUGAAGGCAAAAACUGCCAGGAAGAUGUUGAUGAGUGUGAAUCCAGGCCUUGCUUUUCAGGAGCAGAGUGCCUCAAUACCUUUGGUUCUUAUCAUUGUGGUUCAUGUCCAAAAGCAUUUUACGCUCGGGCUGACUAAGACACACAUGAAAUAUGAGGAAGAAGAAAUAGUUUCGGAGAGAAAAGAUAAUGAAUUCAUUGAAACACAGUUUUUAAAUGAAUUUACUACACAUACUGUGGUUCUCACAAGGUCUGACAACAGUGUAACUAAGGAAGAGGAUGGUAAAAAUGCCAAUCAGAGGGAGAGGAAUGUUAAGCCAACAAAUGGAAAUGCCUCUACCAUUUGUAGACAUCCAUGUGGAAAAAACAGGGAGUGUGUUGUCCCAAACAUAUGUGAAUGUAAACCUACUUACACUGGUUCUAACUGCCAAACCGCUAUAUGUCAUCCUGAUUGCAAAAACCAUGGAAAAUGUAUUUAGCCUAACAUUUGUGAAUGUCCCCCAGGACAUGGUGGAGCUACCUGUGAUGAAGUAGUUUGUAACAGGCACUGUGAAAAUGGAGGCAAAUGUCUUACACCAGAUGUUUGCCAGUGCAAGCCUGGCUGGUACGGACCCACCUGUAGCACAGCUUUGUGUGACCCUGUUUGCCUAAAUGGUGGUUCCUGUAAUAAGCCAAACACUUGCCUCUGUCCAAAUGGAUCCUUUGGUGCACAGUGUCAGAAUUCUAUCUGUCACCCUCCCUGUAAGAAUGGUGGUCACUGCAUGAGAAAUAACGUGUGUUCCUGUCCUCAAGGAUACACUGGUAGGAAAUGCCAAAAAAGUAUCUGUGAUCCCAUAUGCAUUAAUGGAGGAAAGUGCAUGGGACCAAACCUUUGCUCUUGUCCUUCUGGCUGGACAGGGAAACAAUGCAACACACCUAUCUGCUUUCAGAAAUGUAAAAAUGGUGGUGAGUGUAUUGCUCCUAGCAUAUGCCAUUGUCCUACGACAUGGGAAGGAGCACAGUGUCAAAUACAUAAGUGUCUUUAUGGAGGCAGAUGCGUACUCCCCAACAUAUGUUUUUGCCACACUGGAUAUACUGGAGUCAAAUGUGAAAAGAAAAUACAGUCCGGUUUCAUUUGCUCACAGGGGGCCGCAUGCAGAGUCCACACACCCAGCCCUUCAGACCGGAGUUCCCAGUGUCGAGUGUCUGCACCUGACACCUCAGCUUGGCGGGCCGUGUGCAGAAGGGCUGCACCUGACCGCUCAGUUCAAGAUGGCGGUGGUGGGCUGUGCGCAGAGACGCUGCACCCGCCCCGCCGGCUGGAGCCGUGA
This is a messenger RNA of Balaenoptera musculus (blue whale), 4164 nucleotides long. RefSeq names its product von Willebrand factor D and EGF domains (gene VWDE). Gene Ontology annotation, biological process: anatomical structure development. The record is from RefSeq and is a predicted model, not a curated record. Lineage: Eukaryota; Metazoa; Chordata; Mammalia; Artiodactyla; Balaenopteridae. Gene Ontology annotation, cellular component: cell surface; extracellular region. Gene Ontology annotation, molecular function: signaling receptor binding.